UGGAGUUGUCGCUGCAUGGUCAUAUAUCUACCUCCCGGCUGUGUGUUCACCUCAUGCAUCAGAGUCGUGAUGGACCCUGGCGCAGCGAACGGUGCCGCCACCAGGCCAGCUGAUCCGCCCCCGCCAGCCCAGGUGUCGACGGUGGAGGCGAAGGUGGCGGACCACAAGCCUGAGGCACCAGCUCCUGCGACCACAGUCACCGUUAAGGCCCCUCAACCCUCCCCAGGCGUCGACGUCACCAAGAUGGAGAAAGUGGGCAGUGCGGCCAACGGUAAACAGGAACACGACGACAACGACGACGUGGUGGUGCAGCCGUCGUCUGUAGCCGUCAAACAGAACGGGUCUGUGAACGGGAAGGCUAGUGUGAGCACCGCAGCCACCCCCACGCCACCUAAACCCCAGCAGGACGUCCCCGCAGACACGCCCAAGGAUAAAGGCGUGCAAGACAAACCAAGCGAUAAGGCAGACGCGGCGAGCAAGGCAGAGGAGCCGUGCGGGAAAGAUGCCAAGAAGGACGAGGAACAGACUGGCGCUAAGGCGAAAACCCAGGGCGCCGGACCAGCCAUCUCCAUCGUCAUCGACGGCAGAGCAGCCAACGGCGACCAACACCCCGUAGACGACGACAGAGGCAGUGACCCUGGCGGCGACGGGUCAUCAGUAGACGGCUCGACCGACGACAGAGGGGUAACGCCAACACAGGGAGAGAAAGGAGCCAGUUCAAGGGAAGAUUCAACUCGGGAAUCGUCGGCGACCGUAGAGGCGCGCGGGGCAGGUAAUGGGCAAGGUGCAACAGGUAGUGAAGGUGAUGGUGGGAAAGGGAAAGAGGGACAGACUGAGGGUGAGGGCAAAGUGGAAAAGGAGAAGCAUGAGGACGAGGAGAAGGAGAAAGACGAUCAAGAACAAGUGAAAAAAGAGGAGGAAGGUGCCAAGGAAAAGGCGGACCGGGAGGAGAAAGAGAAGGACGACGGCAAGGAUGAAGACACAGCCACGGAAAACGGAACAGGCAAAGACGAUGAUAAAACAGGGAAGGAGGACAAAACAGCCGAGGAUAAAGACUCGACCCAGAAGACGACGAGAAAUGGGGCGAAAAGUGAUAAGGAAAUGCCUGUAAGUGAUAAAGUUACCACUGGUGGUGAAAAGGGCGCCGCAGGUGGUGAAAAGGGUGCCGCAGGUGGUGAAAAGGGUGCCGCAGGUGGUGAAAAGGGCGCUGCAGGUGGUGAAAAGGGCGCUGCAGGUGGUGAAAAGGGUGCCGCAGGUGGCGAAAACAGCGCCGCAGGUGGUGAAAACAGCGCCGCAGGUGGUGAAAACAGCGCCGCAGGUGGUGAAAACAGCGCCGCAGGUGGUGAAAACGGCGCCGAAGGUGGUGAAAAGUCAAAGCAGAAGGGGGACGCCGAGGAGAAAGAGGAGGAAAAGGGAAAGGAAGACGAGAAGGAGAAAGAGAGGUGUAAAGUAGGGGAAAAGGAGGAAGAUACAAGUAAAGAGGAAGACAAAACUAAGGAGGAAGAUAAGAGUAAAGUAGAAGACAAAACUAAGGAGGAAGAUAAGAGUAAAGUAGAAGACAAAACUAAGGAGGAAGAUAAGAGUAAAGUAGAAGACAAAACUAAGGAGGAAGAUAAGAGUAAAGUAGAAGACAAAACUAAGGAGGAAGAUAAGAGUAAAGUAGAAGACAAAACUAAGGAGGAAGAUAAGAGUAAAGUAGAAGACAAAACUAAGGAGGAAGAUAAGAGCAAAACUAAGGAGGAAGAUAAGAGUAAAGUAGAAGACAAAACUAAGGAGGAAGAUAAGAGCAAAGUAGAAGACAAAACUAAGGAGGAAGAUAAGAGCAAAGUAGAAGACAAAACUAAGGAGGAAGAUAAGAGCAAAGUAGAAGACAAAACUAAGGAGGAAGAUAAGAGCAAAGUAGAAGACAAAACUAAGGAGGAAGAAAAGCCUAAAGUAGAAGAAAAGAGUAAAGUAGAAGACAAAACUAAAGAGGAAGAUAAGAGUAAAGUAGAAGACAAAACUAAGGAGGAAGAUAAGAGCAAAGUAGAAGACAAAACUAAGGAGGAAGAAAAGCCUAAAGUAGAAGAAAAGAGUAAAGUAGAAGACAAAACUAAGGAGGAAGAUAAGAGUAAAGUAGAAGACAAAACUAAGGAGGAAGAUAAGAGUAAAGUAGAAGACAAAACUAAAGAGAAGGAAAAGAGUAAAGAGGAAGACAAGAGUAAAAAAGAGGAGGAAGUAAGUAAAACAGAAGAAAAAAGUAAAACGGAAGAAGUCGGUAAAGAGGAGGAGGAGAAGAAGAGUAAAGAGGAAGAGGAGGGGAAGGAAAGCGAGUCAGAGAAAGAAAGUGGAAUAGGUAAAGACAGUGAUAAAUCAGAAGAAGACAAAACACAAGAUGAAGAGGAGGAUGAACUCGAUGUUACUGAUGCAAAGGAGGAGAAAGGAGAUAAGGGUAAAGAGGAGAAGAAAGUAGACGAAGAGAAGAAAGUAGAAAAAGAGGAGAAGAAAGUAGAGGAAGACAAGAAAGUAGAAAAAGAGGAGAAGAAAGAAGAAAAGAAAGUAGAGAAAGAGGAGGAGAAGAAAGUAGAAGAAAAGAAAGUAGAGGAAGAAAAAGAGAAGAAAGUAGAGGAAGAAAAGAAGAAAGAAGAGAAGAAAGUAGAGAAAGAGGAGAAAAAAGCAGAGGAAGAGAAGGAAAAGAAAGAAGCGAAGGAAGUAGAAGAAAAGGCAAAAGAAGACAAAGUCGUAAAACCAAAGGAAGAAGACAAAGUAGACGAUAAGGCGAAGGAAGAGAAAGAGGUUACGAAAGACAAGGCAAAGGCGACACACGAUGAUGCUGGGAAGGAGGAAUCAGAAGUGCAGCAGACAGAGAAAUUGGAUAAAGUAGAAGUAACAGAAGAGGCGAAAGAGGAACCAGUUAAAGCGAGUGAUAAAGCGAAGGAGGAGGAGGAGAAGAAGGAAGAAGAAAAGGAGAAGGAAACAGAGAAAGUAGAAGGAAAGGAAGAGGAGGAGGCGGCGGCAGGCGACGAAGGUGAAGAAGAGGUUAAAGAAGAGGAAGAGGGAGCUAAGGAGGAGGAGGAGGAGGAGGAAGAAGAAGAAGAGGCGCCCGGCGAACAAGAGGAAAAGAGAGACGAAGAUGAAGAAAAAGGAGGAAAGGAAGAAGGAGAAGCUAAGGAAGGGGAAGAGGAAGAGCCAAAGGAAAAGAAGAAGACAGUGUCAGCUAAGAGACCCCGCAAGUCUGCCCGACGGAAACGUGCAGAAGAGGGUCAUGACAGUGGCGUGGACGAGUCUACCCAGGCUAAGGAAAAUGGUCAGAGCAGGUCACCCUCUAAGGGCUCCCGCGGCUCACCCAGGAAGAGGAUGCCCCGCUCCUCCGACCCGUCCCCCAUGAAACAACGCUCCACACAGUCAGCUGCCUCCGCCGAGCGCAAGUUGCCUAUGAACAAGGUAGAGGUGGGUAAGACUGCAUCACCCAACCUGAAGGCGGUCAAGUCGAAGAUCGGCAGCAUGGACAACGCCACCUACAAGCCCGGGGGUGGCAAGAUCAAGAUUGAGAGCAAGAAGCUAGACUUCUCCAAGGCUUCCAGCAAGAUCGCUGCCAAGAACAUUACUUACACUCCCGGCGGAGGUGACAAGAAGCCGGAGAAGAUUGAGUCCCAAAAAUUGAAGUGGAAUGUUUCCAGCAAGAUUGGCUCCUUGGACAACAAGGAUCACAAACCAGGCGGUGGAGACAAGAAAAUUGAAAGCCAGAAAAUUGCGAUCAAAGCUCAAUCGAAGGUUGGCUCCAGGGAUAACCUUAAACACAAGCCUGGAGGUGGGGAUAUCCAGAAGAAGAGUGCAAAGUCAGAAGGAAAAAUUGAGAAAAAAAAGCUGGACUUCAAGGACAAGGCUUCCAGUAAAGUAGGGUCACUAAAUAAUGUUCAGCAUAAAGCUGGAGGAGGUGAGAAGAAAAUAUUUGAUGACAAGGAUUACCUGAGACAGGUGCAAGGUUCUCCAUGUAAAACACCAACCAGUAAGGCUUCCUCUGAGGCGAAUUUGUCACGAACUCAGAGCCCCAGCCCAGGACUAAUGUCACCAGCAACACAGGUAACAAUACGUAAAAGAAUUCCUGAAACAACUCUCUGUCCUGCCUGCAAAUCAAACACCUUCCGCCUGUCUUCGCACGCUUUUCUUCUCUGAUAGCACUGAGGAUGAGGAGGUUGAACAAGCAGGGGCCAGUCAAGAUGUGACUCCUGCACACUGAGCUUCCCAUCAAGGAAUGGUUGUGAACCAUGGUGACCUAAGGCCCCUCCUUUAAGUCAGGGUUCACAAACUGAUUUGAUAGUGAGAGGAAACUGCAGCAGUCAGUACAGGGAAAUUAUUAAAAGUGAUAUGUGCUUUGUGGAGAUGAUGCUUCAUCUUCAAUAUGCGGACUUAGUUAACUAUGCUGUUACUGCAAUUGAUGACAGUGGAGUUUCUCUGUGGUGUAUAGAAUCCACAGCAGAAGACAUUGUUUGAUGACAAUGAAACACCAGAAAUUUUUUCUCCUUAAAUGCUGAUUGGAAACUUAAUGAUAUUAGAAAAAGCUUGAGAGGAUAUUUCUGUCCACUACAGUCUGUUUAUAUGCAUUCCAUGUCAGUCCAGAUAUAGAUAUGUUAAUUCACCUACGGGAUGCAUGUGAACAAGUGAAACUGCAACUGCUUUUGAUACAUGGUAAACCUGACAAAUAUUUUAUGUACAGAGAGGUUAAUGAACAUCUUUGCUUUUCCUUCUAGAAGUUUAUAUACAGUUAUUUACUUUUCAUGUGAACAAUUAUAACCCAGCUUCAAUACUCAGUGUUCAUGGUACUAUUUCUGUAGCUGUAUGCACAUUUCCCAGAGAACCUAGCUUAGUCCAGUGGUAAAAUUGUGCCUGUCUUUUGUUUUCCCAAGGAGAGUAAUAAUUAAUCACUGUCUUAAAGAGCAAUAACCCUAAAACCAUCUAAAAUGGAAGUAUCCAUGUUGAUGAAGCAGUGUACAAUGUUCUGUAGGUUUAUAACCAGCUUGUAAAGGCCAAGAUGUUUAAAACUACAUACAUUUUUGAAAGUGUUAAUAACAUGGCUAUUCAUUCAUGGCAUGCUUAACAAACUUGUGCUGUAGACAGCUAAACUGGUCUUGAUGUACAUUUAUUAAAUUAAUUAUUAUUUAUGAGUAAAAUUACUUUUAACUGUUGAAGUGGACAAACUAAGCCAAGGUUCUUGUUCCAAGUUUUGUUAUAUUUCAUGAUAAUAUUGAGUCAUAUACAUUUUAGGAUACUUGUCAAAAUAGUUUUAGGCUUCAACUAUUCCUUGAAUCUUCCAUACACGAAUCAAAUGCUUGGUUGUGUUGAUGUAUACAACCAGAUUUCAUGAGAAUGCUUCAUUCCUGCACAACGCUCCACUUGUGUCCAUAUUCCCGAGGAAGGAUGCCUCCAGUUACUCUUGUUUGGUGACAACGUUCACAAGAAGCUGUGUCUGGAUGAAUUCAACAUCUGACCUAUUAGUAAUGAGUGAUAGGAAAGAUUGUGGUUUUUGGGGUUUAUCAUUUUAUUUGAGGGAAAAAAAACUUGCAUUGAACUCUGUUUCAGUUAACUGUUUAAUAUUUUUUUCCCAGAUCAUUAAUUUUAUUUUAUUUUUGAAAACUAAAGGUCAUUUGAAUGACAGUUCCUCCAGUACUGAGUUCUUUUAGUACCAGUAUGACUUCUCUUUCCAUACUUAAGGUGCAUUAUGUGAUUGUAAGCCUCUUGGACACAUUUUGGCACUUAGCUUAAAUAUUUUACAACCACAUAUUUGAUGAAAAUUAAAAAGUUACAAGUUAUCAAGGUAUAGUAUAGAGAAGUAUGGUACUAUGACUGUAGACACUGAGGUAUCAUUUUGAAGCUUUAUGUGAGGCUCAACUUUAAGGUAUUACCAGUGAAUGUUACUUUAUUUCAGACAUGAAAAGGCAGUCUUAAUAGCUUUCAUGUGUGAAUAUUAGACCACCCAAUAUUUUAUUUGACCUCAUGUAAUGUUUUAGGGUUCAAGCCUAUGGAGCUGUUGUCACCUCCCUUCACUGUGUUUUGCAUCAGACUUCAAGUAUUCUGUGUCAUUAUAAAGAAAUAAACAAAAAAGCAUA
Messenger RNA from Homarus americanus (American lobster), 6086 nucleotides. Its product is annotated as titin homolog. The record is from RefSeq and is a predicted model, not a curated record. Gene Ontology annotation, cellular component: neuron projection. The coding region runs from base 16 to 4155 and encodes 1379 amino acids. NCBI's taxonomy places the organism in Eukaryota, Metazoa, Arthropoda, Malacostraca, Decapoda, Nephropidae. Gene Ontology annotation, biological process: microtubule cytoskeleton organization; neuron projection development. Gene Ontology annotation, molecular function: microtubule binding. The transcript has 14 exons.